Messenger RNA from Phytomonas sp. Hart1, 246 nucleotides. The record is from the annotation of a GenBank genome assembly. Lineage: Eukaryota; Euglenozoa; Kinetoplastea; Trypanosomatida; Trypanosomatidae.
AUGUCAAGGCAUUCUGUCGCCGAUCAAAGUCGCUCAACCGAGACUGGUGAAGCUGAAUUCCUCACCAACCACACAUCAAUUCAACCCAAAGGGCUAUUUUGUAGCAAACAACUCCCACGUGGUUUUACCUGGCGUUACCUCAGGUAUGAUGCUCCAGACUUCCUUGAGUUCGUACCGCCAUAUCGUCAGCAAGGCACCUUCGUUACCUCCCGGGCGAUCCAACUUCCGUGGCGUCAAACCACCUGA